Molecule: messenger RNA, 2059 nt
Organism: Pollicipes pollicipes
Lineage: Eukaryota; Metazoa; Arthropoda; Thecostraca; Pollicipedomorpha; Pollicipedidae
Product: serine/threonine-protein phosphatase PP1-beta catalytic subunit
Exons: 7
Coding region: 104-1081 (325 amino acids)
Cellular component (GO): nucleus; cytoplasm
Molecular function (GO): protein serine/threonine phosphatase activity
Source: RefSeq, a predicted model, not a curated record
UGGGUAUGACUGCACUUGUUACGUCAUAUGAGAAAUUGCUGUUUUGCUGUGUACCUCCGUUUUCCAACAGCUUGCAACGAAAGCCCUUCAGCUAAUAAUUGAGAUGGCGGAGGGCGAGUUAAACGUGGAUAGCCUGAUUUCUCGGCUUCUAGAAGUGCGAGGAUGUCGGCCAGGCAAGUCAGUGCAGAUGUCAGAGAUGGAGGUGCGCAGCCUGUGCCUUAAGUCGCGUGAGAUCUUCCUGCAGCAGCCCAUCCUCCUGGAACUGGAAGCACCCCUGAAAAUAUGUGGCGACAUCCACGGCCAGUACACGGACCUGCUGCGACUGUUCGAGUACGGCGGCUUCCCGCCCGAAGCCAACUACCUGUUCCUCGGCGACUACGUGGACCGGGGCAAGCAGUCGCUGGAGACCAUCUGCCUGCUGCUCGCCUACAAGAUCAAGUACCCGGAGAACUUCUUCCUGCUGCGCGGCAACCACGAGUGCGCCAGCAUCAACCGCAUCUACGGCUUCUACGACGAGUGCAAACGACGCUUCAACAUUAAGCUGUGGAAGACGUUCACCGACUGUUUUAACUGUCUGCCGAUCGCGGCCAUCAUUGACGAGAAGAUCUUUUGCUGUCACGGCGGCCUGUCGCCCGACCUGCACAACAUGGAGCAGAUCCGGCGCAUCAUGCGGCCCACCGACGUGCCCGACACAGGCCUGCUGUGUGAUCUGCUCUGGUCGGACCCCGACAAGGACGUGCAGGGCUGGGGCGAAAACGACCGGGGCGUGUCCUUCACGUUCGGCGCCGACGUCGUCUCCAAGUUCCUGAACCGACACGACCUGGACCUCAUCUGCCGCGCGCACCAGGUGGUGGAGGACGGCUACGAGUUCUUCGCCAAGCGGCAGCUGGUGACGCUAUUCUCGGCGCCCAACUACUGCGGCGAGUUCGACAACGCCGGCGGCAUGAUGUCCGUGGACGAGACGCUCAUGUGCUCCUUCCAGAUCCUGAAGCCGUCGGAGAAGAAGCCAAAGUACCAGUACGCCGGCAUGGGUAACAGCCGGCCGGUCACGCCACCCAAGACGCCGCCCAAGCGCAAGUAGGCGGCAGAGCCGGGCUUCGCGCCGCCGAGGGCCGCCUCCCCAGCGGAGCGGGCGCUGGGCUGGCGUCCCGCGCUGGCGUCGGCUGUGCGGACGUGUGCGUGUGCGUGUGCGUGCACGCGAGGGGUGUCGGCCGUGGCGCAGGCGGGGUGGCCGCAGCGCCGGCGCGCGGCCGGCGCGCCGUUUUACCCGUCCGUUCGCUGCUGGUGAGGCCGCGGUCGCUUUAAGGGGCCCGUGUGGGCUGGGCGCGGCGUGGCAGCGGAGCUUCCGGCCGGGCUUGGGACGGUAUGACGUGCCAGUGCGGUGCGGUGAGGCGCGUGUGGGCGGCCGGGACGUGGCUCCGCGCCGUGGAGGCGUGUGUGUGAUGUUGCACCGGGCUUGGUCAGCUGGGUGGCGGCGGCCGUUUGCCGGAGCGCGCGCUCGAUGGGUCACAACAUGGCAGGCAGCCUGGACCGCCCCCCGCCCCGGCUGCCCGCGCUAGGUAGUUCGGGGAGUGGCCGCCGAGCGGCGAUGCGUCGUGCUGGGUCUCGGUUGUGAGGUGGCCCCCAAGCUGCGUCGCACGUGUUUCAUCGCCGGAUUGCGGUCUGUUAGAAGCGCUCUGGUAGGCGCGCGACAUGCAUUGUCACCGCGUGUGUGUUAGUCACACCCGAAUUUCGCUUCUGCGCCGGAGGUUCCGUUCCUGUCUCGGCUCUCCCAGUCAGGGGUCCACCGGCGUCGGCAGUUAGUUGUGUGUCCUUGUAGCAUUAGUUGCACAAAGCUGUCGGUGGCUACCGUCGUUCGAGCUCUCGAUUCCCGCCGGUUAACGCUGUGACUUGGGGCCCCUGCUGCGCUGAAUGUGGAUGCCGGUGGCCCCAGCUCUCGCUCCCGCGAGCGGGAGGGGGGAGGGGCUCUCGGGACCGUUUUGUUCUGUUCAGUCUUUGCCACGGCUGUCUGAGCCACAUGUGUUUACACGUUAUGUAUAAAAAUAAAAUGUAUUAGAGA